Molecule: messenger RNA, 594 nt
Organism: Cordyceps fumosorosea ARSEF 2679
Lineage: Eukaryota; Fungi; Ascomycota; Sordariomycetes; Hypocreales; Cordycipitaceae
Exons: 2
Coding region: 1-594 (197 amino acids)
Source: RefSeq, a predicted model, not a curated record
AUGUGUCGAGGACACCCCAAGCACCACCGCUGCGCGCACACCAGCGUGUCGUGGUACUACUGCCCGUCCGCCCACCUGGACAUGUUCACGGGUGCGGUCAGCCCCUGCGGCAACCCCAUCAUGAGCGACUCGCAGCCGACCAAGGCCGGCUGCCCGCUGCAGCACUGCCGCUUCGCCGCCAAGGGAGGUUCCGGCGCCGGCGGGGGGUGGGUGUGUUGUCAGUGCGGACGGGGUCCGAACACGCGCGGCUGGUGCGCGCAGAGGAUGACGGCCGCGCAGGUGGUCGGGCUGGAUCCGGGGGAGGAGGUGCUGGCCGGGCAGCUCCAGGCGACGUGCGACCACGGGUGCUGCGACGACUGCACCGGCACAGAGGAGGUGCAGGGUGUGGCGGGGGUGGCGAGGGGGUGGAGGGCGAGCAGCUCGGCGUGUGAGGGGGCGAGUUCGCCGGGGAGUGCGUCGGAGGGGACGAGCAACACGUGGGCGUCGUCGCCGCCGUCGAGCAAGGCCGGCUCGGAUGAUGGCGGCUCGGACCGCGGACGGUAUGGUGGGAAGGAGCGCGCGGGUGGGAAGAAGGGGAGCUCGAAGAGAAGAUGA